Molecule: messenger RNA, 323 nt
Organism: Culex quinquefasciatus (southern house mosquito)
Lineage: Eukaryota; Metazoa; Arthropoda; Insecta; Diptera; Culicidae
Product: glutamyl-tRNA(Gln) amidotransferase subunit C-4, mitochondrial
Exons: 1
Biological process (GO): regulation of translational fidelity; glutaminyl-tRNAGln biosynthesis via transamidation; mitochondrial translation
Cellular component (GO): mitochondrion; glutamyl-tRNA(Gln) amidotransferase complex
Molecular function (GO): glutaminyl-tRNA synthase (glutamine-hydrolyzing) activity
Source: RefSeq, a predicted model, not a curated record
CAUGUGGACGCCCAAACGGUGCAGUUGCUGGAGCGGUUAAGCCUGGUGGAUCUGGACAGCGCCGAGGCCCACCGGACGCUCGAGGACGCGAUCGAGUUUGCGUCGCAGAUUCUGUCCGUGGACACCGACGGCGUAGAACCGCUGUACACGGUGCUGGAGCGGGAGCGGUUGACGCUGCGCGAGGACCGCGUGUCCGACGGGAACAUCCAGCAGGAUGUGCUGAGGAAUGCACGUGUUACCGAGGAGGAGAACUUUGUGGCGCCACCGGAAAAUAUUCCACUCGAGCAGGAACCGAGGAAGUGAGCUUUGUAAAGAAAACCUUU